AUGGCGGCUGGGCCCACCAACACUGCCCCUCCCUUUCGGACACGGUUGAAAAUCUGGAUUGCCAUCUCAGCCUCUCCUCCCUCCCUAAUCCCCAAAGCCAAGGACCACCAGCCCUCAGCUGAAGAGAGUCUGCCAGCCCCAAAGGCCAAUGCUGAAGCCAUCCACUUCCUCAGCACCCUCGAGCAGGAGGAGCUGCAGAUGCUGCUGUUCUCUGAGACUCUGGCCAUGGUCUCGGACACGGGGGAGCCUCAGGGAGAGCUGACCAUUGAGGUGCAGAGACGGCAAAACAAAGACGAAUUUGGUGUGAUGUCACACUGCCUCUUCGUGCACGCCUUUAGCCAUGGCUUCAUGGACAAGAUGCUCUGCGGAAACUCCCUCCUGGGCUACCUCUCAUGGAAACUGCAUGUCAUGGAGCAACAUAGUCAAGAGUUCAUCAAGUUUCGCGUCCUCCCCAUGGAGAGGAAGAUGACUUUGGUGAAGCAGGAUGACCAGCUGACCAUGACCAGAAGUGUCAAGGAGGGGGAGGAAGUCAAGACCGAAGUGACUUUUAUCCCAGGGAGCUCAACCACGGGCUUCAUCUCUGAGGCUGCCAACCUGGUGUUGCUGAGGGUGAUGGCCUGGCGGCAGACGGUGCCCAGCAACGCCCGUUUCCUGGCCUUGGACACGGAGGGCGAACUCUGCUACUCCACUUACCAAGACCUGGGCUUCCAGAAGAUCCAGGUGGACCGCCAGCAGGUAGAGGUGUUCAUCGUGGAGCAGACCGUCCACUCAGUGAAAGGCAUCCCCAAUUCCUGCCAGUUCUAUCUGCUGUCGGAUGGGCACCUGGCCAAGAGAAUCCAGGUGGGUUCCCCCGGGUACUGCCUGAUCACCCAGAUGCCUAUCUUGAGGGAGAAGGAUGAGAUUGAGCCUCGCCCCGUAUUUGAGAAGAAGCCCCUGGUGUGGGAGGAGGAUAUGGAGCUCUACUCGAGGUUUGUGGACCGUAAGGAGGAGCUCCGUCUCAGCCACAGCAGCUACCUGCGGCAGCACCCCGAGGCCCAGGCGCUCAUCUCGGACUUCCUGCUCUUCCUGCUGCUGCGCCAGCCCGCAGACGUGGUCACCUUCGCCGCGGAGUACUUCGGCCCCUUCGCGAAGCGCCACCCCCCGACCCCCGCCUUGCGCUCCUCCCACCGGCCCAGCCCCUUCCGCUCGCUGGACCCCCGGGACCCCUUGCACUAG
Enhydra lutris kenyoni (northern sea otter) is the source of this 1215-nucleotide messenger RNA. It is a transcript of the gene CATIP, whose product is annotated as ciliogenesis associated TTC17 interacting protein. The record is from RefSeq and is a predicted model, not a curated record. The transcript is spliced from 10 exons. The coding region runs from base 1 to 1215 and encodes 404 amino acids. Gene Ontology annotation, biological process: cilium organization; actin filament polymerization. NCBI's taxonomy places the organism in Eukaryota, Metazoa, Chordata, Mammalia, Carnivora, Mustelidae.